Aspergillus heteromorphus CBS 117.55 is the source of this 1462-nucleotide messenger RNA. RefSeq names its product MCT family MFS transporter. Gene Ontology annotation, biological process: transmembrane transport. Gene Ontology annotation, molecular function: transmembrane transporter activity. Bases 41 to 1462 code for a protein of 473 amino acids. The transcript has 5 exons. NCBI's taxonomy places the organism in Eukaryota, Fungi, Ascomycota, Eurotiomycetes, Eurotiales, Aspergillaceae. The record is from RefSeq and is a predicted model, not a curated record. Gene Ontology annotation, cellular component: fungal-type vacuole membrane.
UCUCGGGACACAGACGGCCCUAGUCGCCGCCACGGACAAAAUGCAACACAAUGAGGAUCAUAUAGUCAGUGACGCGGUCGAGGAAGACAGAAAAGAGGCCAUUGGUACGCAUGGCUCUGCUUCAAGUACAGGUGACGAUGUCGAAGCAAACAAGGACAACAAUGUCCAAAGACCACAACCCCUUGAGGAAGAAAAACACGACGUAAAUGGAGGGCUGGGCGACGGCUCGGAGAAAUCGAGUACCAUUGUCCAGGCACAGUCAACGUUAGUGGCCGAUGAACCCCCCGACGGAGGAUAUGAAGCGUGGAUGACAGUGGUCGGAGGCUUCUGUGGCAUGUUCGUUAGUUUUGGCUGGACCAACUGCAUGGGUAUAUUCCUCGAUUACUAUCAAACCCACCAGCUGAGCCACGAGUCUACAAGCACAAUAACAUGGGUCACCUCGUUAAUGACGUUCAUGAUGUUCUUCGGGGGUCCCUUCAUAGGAAUAUUGUUCGAUAACUUCGGUCCCCGGUACAUCAUCCUGGCAGGAACCCUCCUCCAUGUCUUUGGCAUCAUGAUGACCUCCAUCUCAACGGAGUACUACCAGUUCCUCCUGGCCCAGGGCAUCUGUAGCCCCAUCGGCACCAGCGCCCUCUUCCACGCCGGCAUCAACUCCAUCAGCACCUGGUUCCGCCAUCGUCGCGCCCUCGCCCUCGGUAUCGCAACCAGCGGCGCCAGUCUCGGGGGAGUCAUCCUCCCGAUCAUGCUGACCCGGCUCUUUCACCAGCUGGGCUUCGGCUGGGCCAUGCGCAUCUGCGCAUUCUUGAUCCUUUUCCUCCUGAUCAUCACCAACCUCACGACCAAGUCCCGACUCGUCCAUCGCAGGAAGCGCUUCCACCUCAUGGACUUCAUCCGUCCGCUCGGCGAGCUCCCCUUCGUCCUCACCACCGCCGGCACCUUCUGCUUCUUCUGGGGAAUGUUCCUUCCCUUCUCCUUCAUUCCCUCUCAAGCCGAAAGAUACGGCAUGUCUGCAACGCUCGCAUCAUACAUGAUUCCCGUCCUCAACGCCGCCAGGUUCCACCCCGGCCGCAUCAUCCCCCCAUACCUCGCCGACCUCUUCGGCCGCUUCAACCUCAUGAUCCUGACGACCCUGUUCUCCGGCAUAAUCGUGCUGGCCAUCUGGCUCCCCACGCGCGGCAACGCCCCCGCCAUCGUCUUCAGUGCCCUCUACGGCUUCAGCUCCGGCACCGUCGUCUCCCUCGCCCCCGCCCUCGUCGCCCAGAUCUCCGAGAUCCGCGAGAUCGGCGUCCGCAGCGGCACCUAUUUCUUUAUCGUCUCGUUCGCCGCCCUCACCGGUACCCCGAUCGCGGGCGCCUUGCUCCCCGAUCCCCUCCAUGGGUCCUAUACGAAGCUGUAUAUCUUUUGUGCCGUGGUUAUGUUUGCCGGCGCGGGGUUUUAUCUUCUGGCUAAGAUCGAUAGAUAG